Messenger RNA from Mercenaria mercenaria, 8424 nucleotides. RefSeq lists its product as uncharacterized. The coding region runs from base 129 to 1907 and encodes 592 amino acids. Gene Ontology annotation, cellular component: membrane. Lineage: Eukaryota; Metazoa; Mollusca; Bivalvia; Venerida; Veneridae. The transcript has 15 exons. The record is from RefSeq and is a predicted model, not a curated record. Gene Ontology annotation, molecular function: calcium ion binding.
UUGCCAAAAUAGGUAAAUAGCUAACCGGAUGUACCGUUUGCAUUUGAUAAUAUUUAGUAGUGAUUUCAAUAUCAAGGACAGAAGGAUAUAAGAUUUUUAUUUAUUUUAGUAAUUUAUUUAAAAAAAGAAUGAAGUAUAGCUAUAUUUCCACAUGGAUUAUUCUGCUAUAUCUAGAUCGGAGUUAUUCACAGUUGAAUCCUUGUUCUGGACAGAUCGUUGGCGAGAGUAACCCCCAAGGCGGAUCGCUGGGUCUUACUAAUAGAUAUUUCCUCGUAUGUGAUGCGAGUUAUGCGUUCGAUUGUUGUGGUUUGAUAAACAGGUGGCUUUAUAAAGCGGAAGUUGCAGCAGCGGUUGAGUUACAGGUAUGGCGACCUACUACGACCGGAAACUAUCGACUUAUCGGCUCGACUGCACAUACUGCCACAUCAGCAAAUGAAGAUGUGGAUUUUACUGUUACAACUCAAUACCUUGUGAAGCCAGAUGAUUGCAUAGGGUGGUAUGCUGCUGGGCCUGAAGUAGUUGGCAAUAGAAAUACUGGAACUAUAGUUCCUGGCAAGCAUCAAGCUGCAGGCUCCGUCAAUACUGCUACGGAUGUAGACUGGUCUGGUGCGUCUACUGCAUCCAGGGAAUGGGGAAUAGGGGCACACGUUGUAAGAUCCACGAAUCCAACAUUCUCCGGGCCAGCUGUCGGAACUAUAUUAAAUACGGCCGCAGUAAAUGAUCCCGUUGAAACAGUAACAUUUAUUGACGUCGAUAAUGCGGACGAGCUUGUAUUGACGAUGACAGACACGUAUUUUUAUCUAUCUGACAACGGCGAUGGAACGGCAUCAAUUUUUGUGAAGACUUCGCUGACUGGUCAGGAUGGGACUAGAACUUUGAGUAUUACCGCUACAGAUCUCUGUGAGCAAACUGUGACGGGUACCGUUGUGAUUACUAUUACAAAUAUACCGCCACAACUCAGCGGUCUUUCAAGUUCUACCUCUAUACCCGAAUGCAUCACUUCGGAAGUUAUCCUUUCAACAUUCACAUGUAGCGACACUUCUGGAAUUGCUGACGUGUCAAUAUCAGUUUCUCCUGCAAACAACUCAUCAUUUUUCUUCACAAACCUUACUGGCGCAGCUACCGAUGAAUAUGGGCUAUAUGCACGGUCGCAGGUCAGUGCCUCGCUGGGACAAUUCAAUUAUUUUAGUCAACGAGAUUAUACAAUAACAGUUGUCUGUGAUGAUAGACUGGACAGUGUCAGUGAGAAUAUAACAGUUAAUCUCAUACCGAACGCGCCUCCAGUAAUCAAUAAUCUACCAGGGACAGGGACAUUACUCACUGUAAAUACGUCUACCACGCCUGGCACCAUAGUUUUUACAGUUGAUUAUACCGAUUCCGAGGACAAUACGGUCAACGUUACCUUUACCGCAGAUCCUUCAGAUUGUCCAUUUGCAGUAUUAAACUCGGGCGAUGUGAUUGUACUUGAUACAAUAACUACGUUCAGCUCCUCUGCAUGUAACAUCCUUGUUGGCGUGGCCGACAAAAGAAACUCCGGCAUUAGCAGGACCCUGAGUAUCAUUUUGAACGUGGUUACAGAGGCAACCACAUCAUCUGCUUCCGACAGAUACAAAACAUUUUUUGAUGACACACGGAAUAUUAUUUGGUUCGUGCUACUAAUGGUACUUCUCGCAAUUACGGCUGUUGUGACACUGUUUGUCUGUUGUAACUACGUUUGUAUGCCAUCCUGCUGCAAAUGCCCAUGUGUAGGCGGAAAGAGAAGGUUUGGCUCGAAACCGCGUCAUAUUCAAAGGGAUUACACAACACCUCCAACGAAGCCUAAGAGACCAAAUGAUUCACAAAUGAUGUCCGUUCGCCCGCCUCCUCCAAAAGUACAUGUCUGGGAAAAAGAUGUGGACAGAUAUUAAAUUUCUAACGAGAGCGAGUGAAACUGUAACCCUUUCUAUACAUUUAUUUGCUAUAAGAAUUAAUUGCAUCCAGUUUGUUUUAUGUUUGCAUGUUUGAGUGUUAUUCAUACACACUGCAAUGAAAGUAAUUUAAUUUAUUUAGAGGUAACUGUAACAUUACAAUAAGUAUGAGCAUCGGUGAAUUGACAUUAUCAACAUAAAUUCCUUAAAAUUACAUUAUAUGUGACAGAUUUGUUUUACGGUUAUUUAUCAACAUCCACUAUAUAGAUGUAUAAUUAUUUCUGUUAAGUGUGUAGGCCGAAGAAUUUUGUUACAUGUAUCGUUCAUGGCACAUCUAUUCCGAUUACAAUUUCAGAAAUUCCGAUUCAUUUUUAGUAUUUUCAAUUUCAUUUUCACUAAUUUCGAUUAUAGUUUCAGUAAUCAUUCAUAUCAUUCAUAUAACAAUUGUUUUUGAUCAUGUUUAUUUCAUGUGCAAAACAUAUUCAGAGUAGCAUGAAUGAAUAGCUAUCUGAGGUGAGAACUUUCUUAAAAAUUUGAGAAGCAUUUAAGAAACCAAGUUUAUUUUGUUGUUUCAGCACAAUACACAAUGCAUUUUAUGAAGAAAUAUAUUUUCCGACACUUUCUUAUAUAUGCAGAGAAUAAAAAGAAGAUAAUGAUUUUAUUGCAUGCAGUUUUGUAUCAGUAAAUGAUUUUUUUUUCAAUAUUUUUUCCAGUAACUUUUGAAAAUCUAUAGCAUUAAAAAACUAAAAAUAUAACAAGUUAGAUCUGAUUCAAACUAUUAAGAAACAACAGAAACAAAAAAUGGUUUGUAAGGAAAACCUUUUAUUAAAUUAAAUAUAUUAAAAAUGUUAUUCCUGAGGCAAAGAUCAGCAAUUAAAAGAACAUGAGAAGAACUAACACUAUUGAGUAGCUAAUAGAAAAGUUGGAAACUAUACCCUCAACGGUAAUGAUAAUUGUGAACAAAUACAUUAUCAAAUGUUGAUAAAGCUACAAGCCUUAAUGAUUGUUUCGUACCACGAACAUUGACGUUAGUAAUAAUAAACUUACAGAAUAUGAAAAGAAGAUUCAAUAACCAAUACCAUUAUUACAGAAAAAUAAUAUGAGCCGCACCAUGAGAAUACCAACGUAGUGCAUUUGCGACCAGCUGGAUCCAGACCAGCCCGCGCAUCCGCGCAGUCUGGUUAGGAUCCAUGCUGUUCGCUAACGGUUUCUCUAAUUGCAAAAGGCUUUGAAAGCGAACAGCGUGGAUCCUGACCAGACUGCGCGGAUGCAUGCUGGUCGCAAAUGCACUAUAUUGGUUUUCUCAUGGUGCGGCUCAAAUUAUUGAUACAGUAUCUUGACGUCUAUAAAGGAAUUAUAGUUUAGAUUUAUUUAGUCAUAAAGUAAUUACCCUGUCGUGGAUCCUUAUUUGGUCGAAACCAGUAGACAAUAAAUUUAGUUAAACUUACUCAGGCGUUUGACGCAGAGUUCCUCUAUUCCUCCAUUCAAGUGCAGUAAUAAAGUUUUGAACACCAAAUAUUCUGUAUCUUAACAUUUAUGCUCAGUCUUAAAUAGAUACUUAUAUGAAAAGCAAAGACAAAUAUCAAACAGGGAAUGCCACGUACCAAAAUCGCGGCCUCCCCAAAACGAAAUCUACAGCACGCAGACGUGCACACCACAAACACACACACACAUAUACACGCGCGCACACACAAAGCCAACACACGAGGACAAAACGAACAAACAAAGGAACACAGUGGGGCACCGCCUUGGAACGGUCAGUGGCAAAAACACCACUGGGGAGCUUAAAGUUUAAUUUCUAUCAAAAUCUCAUUGCUAAUGAACAGGAAACUAUUCUUCAAAUAAAAAAAAGAUAAAACAACAACAACAACAACAACAACAAUAAAAGAAACAAUGGAAAAGAAACCUCUCGCGCAAUGCUGAAUAUAGACGAACCAUUUCUGGUUUCUUUAAACUCAAAGUCUAAUCAACAAAUCACGAUCGUAUUCUAAUUCGUAAAAUUUCGAUAACAUUGUGUAUUGACUGUCAGUAAUAAUUGUCUAACUGAGAUAUUAACAACAGUAAGCUUCUUUGAGUGAAUGCAUUAAAUAAAAUACUUACUUCAUGUAAAACCUGACAAAGUCCACAUUUAUGUACCCGACAAAGGUGAUAUUCAUCUCAUCAUCAAUAGCUGUAAUUAUAUGAGCCGCACCAUAAGAAAAUCAACAUAGUGCAAUUGUGACCAGCAUGGAUCCAGACCAGCCUGCGCAUCCGCGCAGUCUGGCACCAUGCUGUUCGCUUUCAAAUCCUACUGCAAUUAGAGAAACAGCAAACAGCGUGGAUCCUGACCAGACUGCGUGGAUCCAUGCUGGUUGCAAAUGCACUAUGUUGGUUUUAUCAUGACAUGGCGCAUAUAGAGAAACUAUGGUAAUGACACGUUUUAAGACCUAUCUCUCUUUUAAGUUGUGUUGAUAAAUUGAUUGAAAGAAUAAAAUAAAAAUACUUACAUGUAAAAUACAACCAUCUUCACGACAGUCUAUUGUAGAUUUUAAUCCGAGUAAAAUAGAGGCAAUUAUAUUUUCAAACGUAUACAAACGCGUACUACUUAGUACAAUAUAUCAAAUAAAUUUGUUAGUGAUCACAAGCAUUUUCGUCUGACCUUUAGCAACGGAGAACGAAAAAGGCACACUUAAAAUGUUUUAUUUUAAAGAUAGUACAACUGUAAGCUAAUAUAUAGCUUUCUGUCCAAUUCCCCAACAAUUAUUUUUUUAAUGAAUGAAGAAUUGCUGAAUCAAAAAUAUACCCAGUUUCCUUUAUAUAGGUUACUGACCGUUCCAAGGCGGUGCCCUCAUUUUCAACUUUCUGUCUGUCUUGUUUUUUGUGUUGCGUAUGUUGUCUUGUUUGUUGUCAGCAUUUCUUUCCUCUUUCUCCUCACUCACUCUAUCGCCCCAUCCUUUCCCCUUACAUUUGCGUUCCCUUGCUUCGGCAUCCCCUCUCAAGUUAUGGUGCCCACCAUAAUUUUGGCUGCCGGAAUCCUAAGGCGGUUCCCGUUUGUUGUUUUUUCCUGCUUAUGUGUUGGCGUUUGUGUGCUUGUGUGUCUUUGGCGGUGCCCUACAAAGUUGUAUUAUAUUAUCUAUCUGUUUAUCUAUGUAAGUCAGUCGCGUGUGUGCGUGCGUGUGUGUCUUUUGUACAUGAGCGUCUGCGCUGCUAUAGGGUAACGUAGCAUUCCCGUUUGAAUAUUCAUCCUUGUUCCUCUUCCGCCUUCAACCCCGCUCUCUUUUCUAUCCCCUUCCUCCCCCUUUUUCUAUAUUUUGUAUAAAAAUUAAAAUGUUGUUGGAUUUUUGAAGCAACCCGUCUAUGAUAUUUUUCCGUUUCAGCUUCUUUCUAUUGUGGGCCAAUUCUAGAAUCAAGCUCAAAAGUACUGGAUAUUUAGUACUUUGGCGAUAGUAUUUUCAAUUUAUCAUUCUCAACUAAGAAAUAAAGGUAAUAGUUUGAAUUUUGUUCUUUUCAUAAAUUAUUUAGUCACUGAUUUUAUAAUAUUAGCUAUGGUCGUAAUACAGGAGAAUAGGCUUUUUUUUUUGAUGUCCAUUGUUUCAAAUAAAAGAAUAGAUAAGUUCCAGUCCUCAAUGACUUUCACCCUUUAAACAGAGAUUUUUUACAUUUUGUGAACUCUUCGUUAUCAGUCAGUAUCAAUAUGAUAUUUUCAGCAGCGUUCAAAAGCUUUCCAAACAAAGCGCCCUGAAAAUUUAAAUUAUUAAAAUGCGUUUUGUUUUCGGAAUUAGCUAGAAUUAGUUUUUGGGCAAAACACCUAAAAUUUAUUACAAAAUGUAAACAAAGCAAUAAUAUCCAAAGUACCAGUACUAUAAGAAAUGGGUUAUUGUUAUUUAGUCGUGGGUUUUCCUUGAGUCGUGGGCAACAACAUGAAGCUCAGUGGUUAGAAAUAAAUAAUUGCUAUUCAUUUGUUUCUGUUAGAAAGUGGUAGUUACAAUAAAUAUCAUUAAAGCAAAAAUGAAUUGAAUUGUUAAAUCGUUUAUAGACAGUAAUCGACUCGUGACAUUUCUUUAGUUACGGGCACCUGCUUUGGAAAAGUAAAAAUGCCAUGAGUAUUCAACUAAACAUAAAGGAGAAAAUAUAUGUCACUGUAAUACCAAAUAAAUAGUAUUUUCUGUAGUAUGUUUUGCUUUUUGAAAUUCCUGGAUGCAAACAGAUUUAAAUAGAUUCUAAGUCAAGACAGGAAGUGCUUAAAAUUUUGAAAUAUGGCAGAGCAAUUAUGGAUUUUUUUUCCUAAUUUAGUGCAUUUAUUGUUUUUAAAGAUAACAAGUUAUAAUUAACGUUAACUGGAAAUAUCUAUAAUGAAAUAUUCUCUUCUGUUGCUAAACCUAACUUACCAAUCAGAACCAUCAUAAGUCAGUAUGGUCGUCUGACAGCCAUAAUGAAAACGUUUACUCUUAAGUUUACAAUGAUGAAACAAUGAUUUUGCCACUUAAGCUCAAUGUAGCAAUUGCAAAUUUAGUAAAUUAGACAAUAUUUGUAUUAACGCUUUCUUUUUUCAGCAAUUUCUAAUUUACCGAUAAAGCAUAUUCGUUGUUAUCAUGAGAUUUUAGCUAACUUUUGCUUUUUUCUCUACAUUUCCAUUUUUUUCUUUUUGAUAUUAUGUUAUGAAUCAAAUUAUAAACAACAGUACAUUUUACGAAACUUUGUGAACAACUAUGUUUUUAGCCACAUCUCAUGUAAGUGAAUAUUGUUAAGUGGAUCGUCUUUAAUGAUGAUGUGAAAACUUGUUCCUUAACCCUUUUUCGUUUUUUAUGUUUGAUUCUACGUUAUUGAUAUGUAUGUACAUAUGAUGUACAUGUGUGAAACAAUAAGAUAUACGUAAACCAAAAACUUUUGUCUAACUUAUAGUUAAGAAUAGAAUCAAUGUUUAGAGUUCAGAUGCGAAGGAAUUAUGUAUUGUAAUACACAUCUGAAAGACUAUCAAUGAUUUCAUUUAAAAUCAUUGUUUGAAUUACAUUAUUUCGAUUCUUACACAAUAUUAAGGAUUAUUAUCUACGUCCUUUACGACAUUCACCUACAUUUAUUUGUUUAUUUGCAUGUUUUUUUUUCAAAAAUUUCAAUGAUUAUAACACCAAAAGUGUUAUGUUUGACCUAGUAACAUAUUUAUGGAUCUAUCCAGUACUCAUUAUAAAUCUACACAGAAGGGCGUGCAAAUAAUUUGACCAGUCAAAAACCUAGCUACUAAGGGAGGUAAUUAAACUUUCUAAUUAUAGACUAGGUUACGAUGCACUAAAGUCAGAUUCAAAUACGGGAGCUUUGAUACUAAAUUUGAUAUGUCAAAGUAAUGAUAAGUAAUGAACUAUUGUAUUUAGAUUCUGAAUAAAAGUAACAUAAAAUUAUGAAUAUAAAGUCCUAAGACGAAACUUACAAGCCGAUUCCUUCAUUCACUUUUUUGAAUAAGAGUUGUCCUCUACUGAUCAUGUGUCUUCACUGGCGCCGGCCGGUGUCUCUAAUGGAGUUGGGAAUUGUUUUGCUAAAGGGAGGAGCGGUCAUUUUACAUAUGCUGGUUGUCGAGCCUAUUUCGUUAAUAGGUACUAAUAAAAGCUCAUUCGAAAGGCUGUUUAAAAAAUGUUCAUUUGGUAUCUAUUAUAUUUCCGGUGCUUCAGUUCUGAUGAUGUUAUGUAAUAUUUAGAAACAAUAAACGACUUCUCACUUCGGAGGGAAUAGUCUAUAUCUCAAGAGAAGGUAGUAUCUUGGACGAAUGUUUAUUAUAUUAAUAAUAAUCAAGGAUGUCAGCAUAAAUAUUUUCAUUUCCACCAUAUUGAAUGAUUACAACGUACCAUCAGAUCAUAUUUUGUCAUUACUUCGUAAAAAGUAAGCAAAACUGCUAAACUGUCCGGUAUUGCGUUGUAAAAAGAGUAUUACCUGUUUUCGUUAAAUCGACUAAUCUGUCGCUAAAAAUAACUGCGUACACUUCACUAAUCUAUUUUUUGCGCAUAGCGUUAUUAUUAUUUUACAGUCUGCUUUUAACUGUCUUUCAUUAAAGAUUGCGUUUUCAUUUUAAUGUGUAGUUUGUACAGCAUGCUUUUGGAGAGUCUCUCUAUUUCAUGUUGAAUUGAUACAUGAUAAUGUUUCAAGGAAGAUACUGUUCAUUUUAUUAAUUUAUUAAGUCUUUCAAAUAAAUAUUCAUUUAUAUAUAAGUGUAUAUAUUUUUCAGUUGUUUACGUUAAAGGUAAAACUUUCUUUUCACUUUCACCUUCAAUUCUCUUUCAUAGCAACAUUUUUCUUAGACAUUGAAAAUUAAAAAACAAGUAAUUCUUUAACACUGCAUAAUAUUACAUUUCUUUAUAAUGGUUUUCUCUGGUUUUUUUUCAGUAUUGAUUGCGUUGAUUUAAUACAUAUUUUGUGAAUUUCUUACUGUUGUUAUUAAAAGAUGAAACUUAACUUGUUUCUCCUUUAAUUACAUCACGCCCUUUGAUGUUUACAUCAGUGCUUUUAUUGUUAUUAUUUGAAUGUGAUCUUAAGUUUAUGUUAUAUACAUACU